This is a messenger RNA of Chelonia mydas (Green sea turtle), 1916 nucleotides long. RefSeq names its product methionyl-tRNA synthetase 2, mitochondrial (gene MARS2). The coding region runs from base 16 to 1875 and encodes 619 amino acids. The record is from RefSeq and is a predicted model, not a curated record. Lineage: Eukaryota; Metazoa; Chordata; Testudines; Cheloniidae. Gene Ontology annotation, molecular function: ATP binding; methionine-tRNA ligase activity. The transcript has 3 exons. Gene Ontology annotation, biological process: methionyl-tRNA aminoacylation.
CACGCGCAGUGCGCAAUGGUCCACCAGGGGAGCCUUCUCGCGUCGCGUCACUCACCUCUCGCGAGCGGGCCGGGCUGCGAAGUGUCGCUCGUGCCCCCCGUCUCUAUAGUGCGUCCGCCAGGUCUGACCAUGCUGUGGUUACCGGCGCGCUGCCUUCUCCGCCCACCGCGGCGGCCGCUCGCGGCCCCUCCCCGGCGGCGAAGCUCCGGGCCCGGCCGCCGCUGGCUUCUCACCACCCCGAUCUUCUACGUGAACGGGCCGCCGCACAUCGGGCACCUCUACUCGGCGCUGCUGGCCGACGCCUUGCACCGACAUCGGGGCCUGCUGGGGCCGGGCCCGGGCCGCCUCGCCACCGGGACUGACGAGCACGGGCUGAAGAUCCAGCAGGCGGCGGCAGCGGCCGGGACGUCUCCCCCGGAGCUCUGCGCGCAGGUGUCCGGCCUGUUCCGCGACCUCUUCUGCCGGGCUGCCGUCUCCUUCACCGACUUCAUCCGCACCACGGAGCCGCGCCACCGCCGGGCGGUGCAGUGCUUCUGGGCGGCGCUGCAGGACCGCGGGCUGCUCUACAAGGACUUUUACGAGGGCUGGUACUGCACCCCGGACGAGUGCUUCCUGACCCAGGCCCAGAUCACCGAGCGCCCCGACGCCCAGGGCCGCCCCUGCAAGGUCUCGCUGGAGAGCGGCCAUCAGGUGCACUGGACCAAAGAGGAGAAUUACAUGUUCAAGCUGUCUGAAUUUCAAGAGCCGUUACGGAAGUGGCUCCAGGGGAAUCGGCACGUAAUCUCCCCAGAGCCCUUCUACCAGGUGGUGCGCCGGUGGCUGGAAGAGGACUUGCCAGACCUGUCUGUCUCCCGUGAGAGAAGCCGAUUACAGUGGGGUAUCCCUGUCCCUGGUGAUUCAACACAAACCAUUUAUGUGUGGGUAGAUGCCUUGGUGAACUAUCUGACCGUAGCGGGUUACCCUGAUGCACACCAUGCCUGGUGGCCAACUGCUCACCAUGUUGUUGGCAAGGACAUCCUCAAGUUCCAUGCCAUCUACUGGCCAGCAUUACUCAUGGCUGUGGGGCUUGAUCCUCCAGAGCAGAUCUGUGUGCACUCCCAUUGGACAGUCCAUGGGCAAAAGAUGUCGAAAAGCCUGGGCAAUGUGGUGGAUCCAGUGGCAUGUUUCAAGCAGUACACGGUGGAUGGCUUUAGGUACUUCCUGCUAAGGCAAGGUGUCCCUGAGCGAGACUGUGACUAUUACGAGGAGAAAGUUAUUAAGCUGGUGAAUUCUGAGCUGGCAGAUGCGCUUGGGGGGCUUCUCAACCGCUGUACAGCCUCUAGCAUCAACCCCAGUGGGAUUUACCCACAUUUCUCAGAGUCUUGCUUUCGAAAGGGCUCUGACCACGUGGAUGUGGAAGCCUCAGGUAGGGCUUUGGCUGAGGACUACGAGCUGGUAGAAUCAGUUGAUCACCUGCCUCUCCAGGUGACUGAUUAUUUUGAACACUUCCAAAUAUACAAGGCUUUAGAAUCCAUUGUUGCGUGUGUGAGGCAGACCAAUGGCUUCUUCCAGAGACACGCACCCUGGAAGCUGUGCCGAGACAACCCUGCAGAGAAGUGCUGGCUUGACACAGUCCUUCAUGUGACUCUGGAAUGUCUGCGGAUUUACGGGAUUCUGCUGCAGCCAGUGAUUCCAGCCACUGCGGACAAGUUACUUUCCAGGCUGGCUGUUAAGCCUGAGGAAAGGACUUUCACAGACUUGACCUUUCUGCCUCGCUACCAUGGAAAGCCGAGUCCCUUUGAAGGAAGAAGACUUGGCCCUGACACGGGGGCCUUAUUUCCUAGGCUGGAAACACCAGGAAGGCGUCGGAUGGAAACCAAAGGCCUUAGACUUUGACAAAUGACUGCUGUGAAUAAAACCUCCAGGGACACACCGAA